AUGGAGCUGCUGUCCACCCCCCACAGCAUUGAGAUCAACAACAUCACCUGUGACUCCUUCCGCAUCUCCUGGGCCAUGGAGGACAGUGACCUGGAGAGGGUCACCCAUUACUUCAUUGACCUCAACAAGAAGGAGAAUAAGAACUCCAACAAAUUCAAGCACCGGGAUGUCCCCACCAAGCUUGUGGCCAAGGCAGUGCCACUGCCCAUGACAGUGAGAGGCCACUGGUUCCUGAGCCCCCGAACGGAGUACAGUGUGGCCGUGCAGACGGCAGUGAAGCAGAGUGAUGGCGAGUACCUGGUGUCUGGCUGGAGUGAGACGGUUGAGUUCUGCACUGGAGAUUAUGCUAAGGAGCACCUGGCCCAGCUGCAGGAGAAGGCCGAGCAGAUCGCAGGCCGCAUGCUUCGCUUCUCUGUCUUCUACCGCAACCACCACAAGGAGUACUUCCAGCACGCCAGGACCCACUGUGGGAACAUGCUCCAGCCCUACCUGAAGGACAACAGUGGCAGCCAUGGCUCCCCCACCAGCGGCAUGCUGCAUGGGGUCUUCUUCAGCUGCAACACCGAGUUCAACACGGGCCAGCCACCCCAGGACUCCCCCUAUGGCCGCUGGCGCUUCCAGAUCCCAGCCCAGCGCCUCUUCAACCCCAGCACCAAUCUCUACUUCGCGGACUUCUACUGCAUGUACACGGCCUACCACUAUGCCAUCCUGGUGCUGGCGCCCAAGGGCUCCCUGGGGGACCGCUUCUGCCGUGACCGCCUGCCCCUCCUGGACAUUGCCUGCAACAAGUUCCUGACCUGCAGCGUGGAGGAUGGGGAGCUGGUCUUCCGCCAUGCCCAGGACCUCAUCCUGGAGAUCAUCUACACCGAACCCGUCGACCUGUCCCUGGGCACCCUGGGGGAGAUCAGCGGGCACCAGCUCAUGAGCCUGUCCACUGCCGAUGCCAAGAAGGACCCCAGCUGCAAGACCUGCAACAUCAGUGUGGGCCGCUAGGGACUCCCAGGGAGCUGGGGGGCAAGGGAGAGAUGACCGGAAGGUGGAGAGGGGUGGCCCAGGUCCAGGGAGCUGGCUUUCUCUCCCCUGCACCCCUGCUCCCUCUCCCUGCCCCUUGGCACUGAGGCAACAGAUGGUGGUCCUCUUGGUAAGUGUGGCCCACCCCAGGCCUGGUGGACUUGGCAAGGCUUCUUGGCUUCAGUAGGUUGGUGGGUGGGUUGGAUCU
Otolemur garnettii (small-eared galago) is the source of this 1219-nucleotide messenger RNA. RefSeq names its product phytanoyl-CoA 2-hydroxylase interacting protein (gene PHYHIP). Gene Ontology annotation, cellular component: cytoplasm. NCBI's taxonomy places the organism in Eukaryota, Metazoa, Chordata, Mammalia, Primates, Galagidae. The coding region runs from base 1 to 993 and encodes 330 amino acids. The transcript has 4 exons. The record is from RefSeq and is a predicted model, not a curated record. Gene Ontology annotation, molecular function: protein binding.